AUGUCGUCUCUGUAUCACAUUGGAACUGCGACUAAAGACGUUAUCAGGAAAUUCCGCAUUUCCACGGCAAGAUCCGACGUAAUCAAGUGUUUGCCCAUUAAGAUUGAGCCAAAACCAUCAUAUGAGAUCGUGAUCGAAAAUGAAGAACUGGAGGAACUGGAAGGCAUUACGGAUUUGAGCGAAUUGGCCGACAUCCUGCCCGAUAACAGCCCUCGAUACCUGCUUACGGCUUACCCUGUUGUCACUAAGGAGGGAAUCAAGCAGACACCGUUGGUACUGAUCUACUGGAAACCGGCGACCGUCGUAUCGCAGGAGUGGAAGAUGCUGUACGCAGGCGCCCUCGAAUUGGUCAGAAAUGAAUGUGGGACUUCCAGGCUGAUCGAGGUCUCGUCAGGAUUAGAAGAUGAUGAUGAUAUUGAAAACCUAAAGAAUCAGCUAGGCAGCCAGUCUGGUCCAUGA
Molecule: messenger RNA, 459 nt
Organism: Torulaspora globosa
Lineage: Eukaryota; Fungi; Ascomycota; Saccharomycetes; Saccharomycetales; Saccharomycetaceae
Gene: AIM7
Product: Aim7p
Exons: 1
Coding region: 1-459 (152 amino acids)
Biological process (GO): negative regulation of Arp2/3 complex-mediated actin nucleation; actin filament debranching
Cellular component (GO): actin cortical patch
Molecular function (GO): Arp2/3 complex binding; actin binding
Source: RefSeq, a predicted model, not a curated record